Zingiber officinale is the source of this 1004-nucleotide messenger RNA. RefSeq names its product protein DEHYDRATION-INDUCED 19 homolog 2-like. NCBI's taxonomy places the organism in Eukaryota, Viridiplantae, Streptophyta, Magnoliopsida, Zingiberales, Zingiberaceae. The transcript has 5 exons. The record is from RefSeq and is a predicted model, not a curated record. The coding region runs from base 140 to 793 and encodes 217 amino acids.
AAGCAAUCGAAGUUGCCGAGCACUUUCGCUUCAAAAGUACAUCAAAAAAAAAAAAAAACCAAAAACCCAACCUUUCCUUCGUCUGAUUCGAUUCGGAGGCCUCAGCUCCUGCUCUCCACAAGUUCGCCACUCAGGCAUCAUGGAGAACGACCGACGGAGCCACUCGCGCCACGCCUUCGCACGCCGCCGGCCCACCCUUCCGCCUCUCUAUGACGCGUGUCUUGGUAUGGAAGAGUUUCAUGGAGCGGCAGAGGACGACUACGACUCCUUGACGGAGUUCCCUUGCCCCUUCUGCUCUGAGGCAUUCGAUGUCAUAAGCUUGUGCCUUCAUAUUGACAAGAAGCACCCAUGGGAGCAUACGAAAGGGGCAUGCCCUAUUUGCCAAACUAGGAUUGAAUUUGACAUGGUUGACCACAUAGAAGUGCAACACGGGGACUACUUUAAGAAGAGUAGAGUCUACAAAGGUUCUUCGGACUUCAACUCCAUGCUGAGAAAGUUGUGUGAUAGCAGUGAUCAAACUUUUCUCGAGGAAUCAUCUUGCCUAAAUUUUCCUUCCAACACAGCACCUGAUCCAUUGUUGUCAAGAUUUAUUGGCAAUUUCCCCAUGACUGAUCCAUUGGAAGUUACACCGUUGGAAUCUUCAAACCGAGAAACUAUGGCUGAUAAAUUAUCAGAUGAAAAAGCAGUUGAAAGUGCUGAGCCAUCUUCUUCAUUCGAGGAUGAGGAACAGGUUCGGAGGACUGAGUUCCUGCAAGGCCUUGUUAUUUCUACAAUCUUUGAUAACUUCUUUUGAGGGAGAAUUUGGCUGUUCAUGUUGGCAUCAGCUACCGCAAGACAUUGUUGAGCAUCUCUGAUUCUUGUGUCUUCAUUGACAUCAGAUAAGAACUUGUUUUGUAUGUAACAUAUUGAUAGGCAACAGGGCUGUCUCAACUAUUUUUGAGGUUUAGACAGAAAAAACAUUAUGGACUCAAUAUGUUUUUUUAAAAUAAAUAUUAUUUUUUAAA